AAUUUAUCGACGCGUCCACUUUUGGUUUGUGCUUACUAAUCUGAUAACUAUAAGGCCUAGCGUAUAAACACCAUCAUCCCAUAGCUUCAUCUUUUUGGUGCAGAAAGCACAGGAAGCUACAUUAUCUCGAGACCGACGAGACGGAGAACGAAGCUCAAGAAUCCCAAUCGAAAAUAUCAGUAAAAAUAGAGUCCGAUCGAAAGAGAAAGAAGGAUUCGAUCUCAUCUGCAGAUCGAAUAGUAAAGGAGAAAGAAAGAGAAAGAGAAAGAGAAAAGAUCAAAAAGAGAACGAAAAUGGCGUCGGCUAAUCAGGUGAGAGCAUCGCAUAUACUCAUAAAGCACGAAGGCUCUCGAAGAAAGGCCUCUUGGAAGGAUCCUGAAGGUCGAGUAAUUAAGAACACCACGAGAGAAACCGCCGUCUCGCAGCUCAAAGCUUUCCGCGAAGAUAUCGUUUGCGGAAAGGCCAAAUUUGAGGACAUCGCCUCUCGCUUCUCCGACUGCAGCUCCGCUAAACGCGGCGGCGAUCUUGGUCCAUUUGGCCGGGGUCAGAUGCAGAAGCCUUUUGAAGAUGCAACAUAUGCACUUAAGGUCGGGGAGAUAAGUGAGAUUGUGGAUACUGACAGUGGAGUGCACAUUGUAAUGAGAACCGGUUAACUAUAGAACUGGUUGAGUACUUCAAAUGCUUGUUCGGUCUACUAGGCAAGCCGGAUUGAGUUUGACAACAUGGCCUUUUGCUUUCAGUUAGGGUAAUAGAACCAUAUUGUGAGGUUGCAUCAUGGGUUCUUAUUGUGUGACGUUUUUGACUCAUCGAUGCAGUGUUCCCCAACACUAUCCCGAGUCCAGUGCUUGGGUGUAUUCUGUGAGAAUUUCUGGUUCUGAUAUGGGAUAACUUUGGGGAGACUAUAAUAAGGGAUUCUAUUUAAAGCUAUGUUUAUGUCUAUUGUUUUAUUUUGGCUGGAAUUUAUUUGUAACAAGCAAAUACAUGCUUGUCUUCCACUCCAAUUCUACCAAUUCUGUGUGGCUUUCUAUUUUCCCCUUA
Jatropha curcas is the source of this 1038-nucleotide messenger RNA. RefSeq names its product peptidylprolyl cis/trans isomerase, NIMA-interacting 1 (gene PIN1AT). Gene Ontology annotation, molecular function: peptidyl-prolyl cis-trans isomerase activity. NCBI's taxonomy places the organism in Eukaryota, Viridiplantae, Streptophyta, Magnoliopsida, Malpighiales, Euphorbiaceae. The record is from RefSeq and is a predicted model, not a curated record. Gene Ontology annotation, cellular component: cytosol; nucleus.